Ipomoea nil (Japanese morning glory) is the source of this 1482-nucleotide messenger RNA. Its product is annotated as protein ROOT PRIMORDIUM DEFECTIVE 1. Gene Ontology annotation, molecular function: RNA binding. The transcript has a single exon. The record is from RefSeq and is a predicted model, not a curated record. Bases 1 to 1482 code for a protein of 493 amino acids. NCBI's taxonomy places the organism in Eukaryota, Viridiplantae, Streptophyta, Magnoliopsida, Solanales, Convolvulaceae.
AUGCAUUUCAUCAGCCGCUCUCUUCCAAACUCCGUCCGCCGGUGCCACCAUCAGCAGCGGCGGCGCACGCUUUACGACGGCGCGUCAUCAAUCAGAUGCGUCCGGGACCGGGGCCUCGACCACGCCGUGGAGAGGGAGAGGAGCCUCAAGCAGGUGUGGAACAUCAAGAACCUCAUCAAAUCCGAGCCUUCAAUCUCUCUCCCUCUCAACCUCAUCACCCAAUCCAAGGACUCCCUGCAAAUCCCCACCCGCCCCAUCGAAUUCCUCCGCAAAUACCCUGCAAUUUUCCAAGAAUUCUUCCCGGGCAGCGUUAACAUCCACCCCCACAUCAAACUCACCCCCGAAGCUCUCACCCUCGAUUCGGAAGAGCAGCUGCUCCACGACAGCGUCAGCUACCGGGAAAAUGUGGCGGACCGGCUCUUGAAGCUUCUGAUGAUUGGUAAAACUAACAAAAUCCCAUUGUCUGUGCUUGAUAGGCUUAAAUGGGAUCUGGGUUUGCCCCAAGAUUACGCGAAAAUGAUAGUCCCUGAGUUCCCAGAUUAUUUCCGGGUCAGCAAUGGCGGAGAUGCGGCAAUGUUGGAGUUGGUUUGUUGGAGCCAUGAUCUUGCUGUUUCUGAGAUGGAAAAGAAGGGGGAAAGUGAAGGGUUUUGUUUGAGCUAUUCCAACGGUUUUGAGAUGGAUAAAAAGCACAAGAAAUGGGUUGAUGAGUGGCAGAAAUUGCCUUACCUUUCACCAUAUAACAACCCAAUCCACCUUUCUUCAAAGAGUGAUGAAUCAGAUAAAUGGGUUGUUGGGAUUUUGCAUGAAGUUCUUAGUCUCUGUAUUGGGAAGAAGGCAGAGAAGGAGAAUGUGCUUGUUUUGGGAGAGUAUUUGGGGCUAAGGUCUAGAUUUAAGAGGGCAUUUCUGCAGCACCCUGGAAUCUUUUAUGUUUCAAGUAAGAUUGGCACACAUACUUUGGUUUUGAAAGAGGCAUAUAAAAGAGGUGCUUUGCUUGGUAGGUGUUCUAUGAUGGAAAUGAGGUUUAAAUAUAUUCGCUUAAUGAAUAAGGUGACUGAGGAUGAAAAAUCUAGCCAUGAUAAGAAGGAAAAGAAGCCAGAGAAGUUCGAUUGUGAGGAUGAGAAUGGGGAAGAAGAUGAAGAUGAAGAUGGAGAUUUUAAUAGUGACUAUGAUGAUGAGGAGGAGGAGAGAAGUGAGGAUAAAAAAGAAAAGAAUGGAGGAAAAUCGAGUUUUAACACAAAAUUCAAAGAGAAUCCUUCAAGAAGGUUAGCUCAAAGAAAUUCCACUCGGAACACGAAAGGGAGUUCUCCAAUAUCCUCUAGGAGAAAUGGAAGACAUCGUGAUAUUCGGGAGGGGAAGGAAGCAAACAACGGAGGGAGAACGAAUUUUAACACAAAAUUUGAAGGGAAGAAGCCUUUAAGAGCCAUGCCAAUGAAGUUAAAUGGGAGACAAAACAGGGAAAGAAGUUCAACUGAGAUUUUGUAG